Molecule: messenger RNA, 2846 nt
Organism: Hevea brasiliensis (rubber tree)
Lineage: Eukaryota; Viridiplantae; Streptophyta; Magnoliopsida; Malpighiales; Euphorbiaceae
Product: protein TRANSPARENT TESTA 9
Exons: 20
Coding region: 223-2604 (793 amino acids)
Biological process (GO): endosome to lysosome transport; regulation of autophagosome maturation; endosomal transport
Cellular component (GO): late endosome; endolysosome membrane
Source: RefSeq, a predicted model, not a curated record
UUUCGAACUCCAAACGUUGAAAGUUCGUUGUAUCUUAAGUCUUAACGAGCCACCAAACGGCCAAACAUUGCGCGCUGACCACCAUUCUCGCUCACAAACUCUCAGAACUCCAGUUCCACGCUCACGCCCAAAACGCUAACCAUAUCAAUUAAUAAAACUGGACGCAACCGCCAAAUAUUUAGAUCCGCCAAAUUUUUUGUUCAGCUUCUCGGAUCUUUCACCAUGUGGCGUUCUCUCUGGCGAUCUAUCGAUCGCUUCUCUCUUCAACACUUCAAAUAUGUGAUUAAUGAACUGCGAGGGAUCAAAAUUGUGGAUAAGCAUAACAGUGAGUUAGUUGUAGAUCUUCUGCAGUCUAUAGCAGAAAUAGUUACAUAUGGUGAUAGACAAGAUCCACUAAUUUUUGAAUGUUUUAUGGAAUACCAAGUUUUGGCGGAGUUUGUUCGAGUGCUAAAGAUAAGCAGAAAUUCAAGAAUAGAGGCACCAUUACUUCAGUAUCUUAGUAUAAUGAUUCAAAACAUGGAUAGUGAACAUGCAAUUUACUAUUGUUUGAGCAAUGGCUACAUCAACAGCAUUAUAGCACAUCAAUAUAAUUUUGAUGGGGGAGAUCUGGCUCCAUAUUAUAUAUCAUUCCUAAGAGCAGUGAGCAGCAAAAUAAACAGAGAUACACUUUGUCUUCUUGUAAGGGUUCACGCGGAUGUUGUAGUCUCUUUUCCCCUAUAUAGUGAGGCGCUUAAAUUUGCUCAGCAUGGGGAAAAGAUGAUUCAGACGGCUGUACGUGCAUUAACACUGAACAUAUACAAUGUUAGUGAUGAUAUGGUUUAUCAGUUUGUUUCAAUUCCUCCUGCUUCGAAGUACUUUUCAGACUUGGUUCAUAGCUUAAAAGAGCAAUGUGUUCAUCUAGAUAGCCUUGUGCUUGCUACAGAGGGUGCAUGCACUGAUCAAAUAAGAAAGGAACUACUUCUGGAAACUGAUAAAAUUGUUGAUGAUUUGUACUACUUUAAGGAUAUUCUUUCUGUUGGUGAAUCUCGUUUGAGUGAAGUGGUUACCCAGAAUCUUCUCAACUUGUUUGUAUUUCCCAUAUUGCUUCCGCUACUUAAAUUGAGGAGGAAUGAUGGUUCAAAUCUAUCUGCCAUCACUUCUCUGUACAUAGUUUCUCGUCUUCUUCAAGUUGUUGGUGGAAAAACUAUAGUUAAUGCUGUGGCUGAAAUUGUUCUAUACCCUUUUAUGUCAAGUUUAAGAUAUGCUAGUGAAGGCGAUGCAAACAAUUUGUUUUUCAACCAUUUGAAUAAUGUGGAGAAAUUGGGGUGUUCGGACUCUGAGUCUGAAGGAGGGGAAAUCAUCAAUGGGCAUCUUAUUGGCAAGCCUGUAUCAUCCCAUUCUCCUUCCAUAAACUGCUCUGUGGAUGACAGUCUAUGUCGAGAAAGGGGUGGAAUACUGGCAUUUAUUUUGUCUGAAAAUCACUGUCUUUUGCUAGCAUCUCUAUUUUUAUUGUUUACUUUAGCAGGAAGUAAAGAUGUUGAGCAAAUACUGGCCUCAAUGAUCGGACUAAGUGGCAUGCAGUGUGGGAUGGAUCAUGACAUCUCAGCUUCACAAGUAGUUGAUAAAAUUAUCUUUGUAAAGUUUAUGCCACAGAUUUUAAAUUCGUUAUUGAAGGUUUUAGCAAGUGAACCACUAAUCCCUGUACAAAUACAAUGGCAUACCGUGUGGUUCUUGCAGAAGCUACUAGUUUUACAAGGAAAGAAGCUUGAUGAUCAGAAUUUGCAAAUUUUCAAUACCUCAUAUGAGCAGUCCAGUGAACGUUUUAAGAAAGAACUUGAUGGAUGCUGGUUUGAUUAUAUCCUGGACACUUUGAGAAAUGAAUGGACAAGCUGUAAAGCAGCUCUUGAGAAACCAUCUCAAUCCAAAGAUCCCUUUUUCAUACUAGAACUUGCUGUCUGCCAGAAAAUUACGGACGAUGCAACAUCAGCUUAUUUUUCUUGGCAGAGAAUGGUUGACACAGUGAAGGUUUUUAUUCUCCAUCUUCAGUUGAAAGCUUUUAUUUGCAAAGGAGAGUUGCUUGAAAAACCCUUGUUAGCUCCUCUAAGCAGUCCUGCUGGUUCUGGAAGAACCCAUGCUUCAGAUCUUUCAAGUGCAAGCUUUGGGUCAGAGAUUUCCUUAGGAUCUGGGAUCCCUUGUAGGAUUGCCUUUUCAAAUGCUGGAAUAAGGGAUAUUUACAUGAUACCUUUGGCGCGAGGAACAUCUGGGAAAUUGCUUCUUGUGGAGAAACAUCCCUUCCGCAGUCAACAGGGAGUUAUAAUUGCCAUAACUCCAUUGGCGGGGUUGAGUCCCAAGAUAGAUGAGGAUCAUCCCACAUGGUUGCAUCUCAGGAUAAGAGAGUUUGACCCAAGAUUAAAUGCAAGUAAAACCAAAGGCUAUAAUGCAAAAGGGUUGAAUCAUGCAGCAGAGGGAAGAUGGACCCUUGGUUUUCCAAAUGCAAAAGCUUGUGAGGCUGCUCGAUUGUCCAUACUCGAGGAAAUUAAUAAGCAGAAAUCUUCUGUCAGGAGCACACUUGCUCCACUGCUUCAAGACAAUUCAGAUGGUAGCGAUGAGGGAAGCUGUAGGUAAGUUAAACAAAAGAUCUAAUUUCUUUUUUUCUUUGAAAAUUUUGUUGCUGUAGCAUAGAUAGGAUAUACCUCUGCGGCAUAGUAAGCUUGGUGAAAUGUUGUCCUUCAAAGAUGUUAUUUGUUUCUCAUGUAUUGUUUUUGGAAUGUGUAAUAAUUAGCACUAGAGAGUUUAAUUAUUUUGUAUAGAACAUGCAACAGAAAAUGAGUAUAAAUCAAAACAUAACUUUCUUUUAUCAUUUAAAA